CCCAUAUCGUAUAAAUAUAUAUUUGAUAUAAAUCGGGUUUGACAGGUUUGCAGCUGUCAGUGGCGUUUGAGCUGGCGAAGCACGAAGAUCAUCUCAGAAGAUAGCGCGCAGCAUGGGCAAUGUACUGGAAACGAAAAUGUCCUGCGAGAGGCCGGUGGCUGUGGUCCAGCCCAUGCCAGCGGAGGAGCCGGCGUCUCGAAGGGAGGAGGCGGAGGCGUGUCCCAAGGCGAAUGUCACCCUGCAGUUGUUUCACUAUCGCCAGCAAAUGGCGCUCAAGGAUCAACAGGUGGUCAAGUGGGCCACAUCGAAGCUGCUGCUCACCGAGGAGCUGCUCAAGCAACCGGAUCUGCCGCAGCAGCAGCAGCAACAAAAACAACAACAACAACACAAAAAGCAACUCGACAUGCCAGACCUGAGCAUCGACGAGGACAACGAUGCUGCGUGGGCGGAACGCCAAUUGGCCAUGUUAACGGACGACGAGGAUGAUGUCGAUAACGCUGAGAAUCUGUCGCCCAUAGACGAGGGAUUGGGCAACGAGCUGAACCAUCUCAUCAAUUACAGACUAAAGCUGCGCAACACCAUCGUCGAGGUGGCCCAGGAGAAGAUGCGCAAGCGUGAGAAGACGAAGCUGAAGCGUUUGAAACGCCGCACACUCAUCUCCUCGAAGAAGCCCAGCAACAAGGACAAGCAUCGGCGCUCAUAUUAGGAGUUAGAAUUGCAUUCGUUGUAUAUAUGUUUAC
Messenger RNA from Drosophila navojoa, 740 nucleotides. RefSeq lists its product as uncharacterized. NCBI's taxonomy places the organism in Eukaryota, Metazoa, Arthropoda, Insecta, Diptera, Drosophilidae. The record is from RefSeq and is a predicted model, not a curated record.